Messenger RNA from Pochonia chlamydosporia 170, 1356 nucleotides. Its product is annotated as monooxygenase. The transcript is spliced from 3 exons. NCBI's taxonomy places the organism in Eukaryota, Fungi, Ascomycota, Sordariomycetes, Hypocreales, Clavicipitaceae. The coding region runs from base 1 to 1356 and encodes 451 amino acids. The record is from RefSeq and is a predicted model, not a curated record. Gene Ontology annotation, biological process: secondary metabolite biosynthetic process. Gene Ontology annotation, molecular function: monooxygenase activity; FAD binding.
AUGAAAGUAAUCAUUGUUGGCGCCGGCAUCGCCGGGCUGUCCCUUGCCAUUGCGUUGACCCAGAGCAGCCACCAGGUUGUAUUGGUGGAAUCAGCCUCAGAAUUAGCAGAACUCGGCGCAGGAGUACAGAUGACUCCGCAAGCUAUCAAGUAUUUGUUUAAAUGGGGCAUGAAGAACGAUCUAAUGGACAAGUCCAUUCGGCCUGAGUGUAUGUACAUUUGGCAUUACAAAGAUGGCAAACUCAUAGGCACCCUACCUCUCGGCCAGAUGGACCGUCGGUACGGUGCGCCGUACAUUGUAAUCCAUCGCGGGAUGUUGCACUCGAUACUUCACAAGCACGCCGUCAAAGCCGGGACACAGAUAAAGCUCAGCAGCAAAGUGAUCCAGUAUGACUUCCCACGUGGUGCGGUAGAACUUGAUACAGGUGAAACACUUGAAGCUGACCUUGUUGUUGCCGCCGAUGGCAUAAACUCAUUCGCGCGACAACAGUUGUUGGGAGAAUCUGACCCUGGUAGUCGCCCGACUGGAUGGGCCGCCUUCAGGCUGUCUGCAGAAAUGAGCAAGAUCAGAAGGGACCCGUUGAUUGCCAAGGCAAUUAACUUGGACUCUGGAUGCUCAAACUUUUGGGUUGCGCCACACAAGUCUUGCAUGACGUAUCUCAUCAAAGGGGCAACUACUCUCAAUAUUGUUCUGUCCCAUAGAGAUAUCAUUGAUACCAGCCGGUUUUCGUUGGAGGAAUACCGUCAAGCCUCCCGCGAGAUGUUUAGGGACUUCGACAAGCCUGUGCAAAGACUUUUGGAACUGUCGACUCCCAAGAUUGCCAAUUUUCCUGCUUAUGAGGUUCCACCUCUUCCCAAAUGGACUGACUCAUCGGGUCGGUUUACAUUAAUAGGUGAUGCUGCACAUGCAUCAGUGUAUUUCCUGUCAAUGGGCGUCAGUCUUGCUGUGGAAGAUGCUACAGCUCUGUCUACUGCGAUCAAUUACGUGGAGACGAGGUCGGCUGGGUUGUCUCAAUCGCAGGAGCUCCUCUGCAAAGUCAUGCAUGUUUUCCAAAGAGUUCGCAUGAGACGGGUAUUAGCAGUACAAAAGGCAAGUUCGUAUGCUGGUGAAACACUUCACGUAGAGGACGGAGAACAGCGUGUUGCGCUAUACGAAGCCCUGAGUCAGUCGGAUCGAGAUAUAUUGCUGCCACCCUACAAUCCCAACUCGGUCGCUAGCCAUACUACUCAGAUUGUGCCAGGUCAAGCAGAGCGAUGUGGCCCAGGAGGCAUAUCAGAUAAAGUCACACGGGAUUGGUGUUACGGAUUCGACGCCGACAAGACCAUUCUCGAAGCUCUCGAAAUGGAAUGUCCGUGA